AUGUACUAUGCCUAUGGACCGACUGCUCUUUUCAAGACACGACCUGAACUUCAAGCUUCAAUAUCAGUAUUUUUGAUUAGGUCCUCCGAUGAAUCCCCUUUGCUGCCUGCAAAACUUUUCCACUUCACUCAGGAACUCCCUAUUUCCCUUUAUGAUUCUCCGCCUGCUAUUCAUCCCUUCAAGUCACUGAUUGUGUGGCCAAUUGGUAGAGGUGAUGUUUUGUUCGCAGACUUCUCAUGCCAGUCGUACUUCACGAGAAAACUGCGGCUGACAACUUCUAAUAGUGCUCAUAUAUCAGUGAAAUGUCACUUCUCAAACUGUGGACAGUACCUUUUUAUUGCUGCCUUCGAAGGCCAACGCAAGCCUGCUAAAAAAAUGGAGGAUGCAAUAGGAAUCAAAGUCGCUUUGCUGGUUCUAACCUACCGACUUUCCGAAAGCAAGACAACGAGGAGCCCGCCUCGUUUAAUACAUCGAACACGGCUUGAUCUGGGUCAAAAGAGUUCAAUCGCAGUAUCAAGCUUUCCUUUCACACUCACUUGGACAUCGACAAACGUUUAUCUCACAUGCAGUGAUAAUACGCUCAAGGUAUUUCGGAUUGAUUUAUUCUCGUCGACGGCAGAAGUACAAAAAACAUGUCAUACGGUUGCAGUCCCCCAGAAAGCGAUAAUUCUCCCGAGUACUGCCACCAAAAGAAAAGUUCAUUAUAUGCCUCCUACACCAACGGACUUGAAGGCGAAAAUUUUAAUCGAGAGCGAGGCGCGAGUCAAAGGAGAUUUCGAAGUCAAAACAGAGCUGCAUUUAGGUUAUGAGCAUCAUCGCGGAGGUGGCGUGUUUGGUAUGGAAGGCGCACCAGUCCCGAUAUCCCCUCCAAUCGGCUGCUUUGUUGAUGAAGAUCAAGACCUUGGGUGCUGGGGCCCGUGGAAAGACCUUGCAGAUGUGCCAGACGAUUUCGGAAUUGGACAUCUCGAUCGACGGUUGGAAAAAUUCGAUUUCGAUGACGAUUGUGAUUGUACGUUUAUCAUUUCUUCAUUAUCUGAACGUUGA
Molecule: messenger RNA, 1044 nt
Organism: Lentinula edodes (shiitake mushroom)
Lineage: Eukaryota; Fungi; Basidiomycota; Agaricomycetes; Agaricales; Omphalotaceae
Exons: 2
Coding region: 1-1044 (347 amino acids)
Source: RefSeq, a predicted model, not a curated record